Molecule: messenger RNA, 3271 nt
Organism: Camelus dromedarius (Arabian camel)
Lineage: Eukaryota; Metazoa; Chordata; Mammalia; Artiodactyla; Camelidae
Gene: PDCD6IP
Product: programmed cell death 6 interacting protein
Exons: 18
Coding region: 150-2780 (876 amino acids)
Biological process (GO): mitotic cytokinesis; multivesicular body sorting pathway
Cellular component (GO): endosome
Molecular function (GO): protein binding
Source: RefSeq, a predicted model, not a curated record
CCCGGAAGUGGCCGGAUCCCAACCGCAGGCCGAGCGCACGUCCGUCAGCCCGUCAGUCCACCCGUCCGCCGGCUCAGUGCCCCGCGCGCCUUGGCCCUCGUCGCCGUCUCGUGGUCUCUUUGGCCCGCAGGGCGGCUGAGGCGCUCGCCAUGGCGACGUUCAUCUCAGUACAGCUGAAAAAGACCUCGGAGGUGGACCUGGCCAAGCCGCUGGUGAAGUUCAUCCAGCAGACCUACCCGAGCGGCGGGGAGGAGCAGGCCCAGUACUGCCGCGCGGCCGAGGAGCUCAGCAAGCUGCGCCGCGCGGCGCUUGGCCGCCCGCUGGACAAGCACGAGGGCGCGCUCGAGACGCUCCUGAGAUAUUAUGACCAGAUCUGUUCCAUUGAACCCAAAUUUCCAUUUUCUGAAAACCAGAUCUGUUUGACAUUUACUUGGAAGGAUGCUUUUGAUAAAGGUUCGCUUUUUGGAGGAUCUGUAAAAUUGGCUCUUGCAAGCUUAGGAUAUGAAAAGAGCUGUGUGUUGUUCAAUUGUGCAGCCUUAGCUAGCCAGAUUGCAGCAGAACAGAACCUGGAUAAUGAUGAAGGAUUGAAAAUCGCUGCUAAGCAUUACCAGUUUGCUAGUGGUGCCUUUUUACACAUUAAGGAGACGGUUUUAUCUGCCUUAAAUCGAGAGCCUACUGUGGACAUAUCUCCAGAUACUGUUGGGACCCUCAGUCUUAUCAUGUUGGCACAGGCCCAAGAAGUAUUUUUUUUAAAAGCCACGAGAGAUAAGAUGAAAGAUGCCAUCAUAGCUAAAUUGGCUAAUCAGGCUGCAGAUUAUUUUGGUGAUGCUUUUAAACAGUGUCAGUACAAAGAUACUCUCCCCAAGUAUUUUUAUUUCCAGGAGGUGUUCCCUGUCUUGGCUGCAAAGCACUGUAUCAUGCAAGCCAAUGCUGAGUACCACCAGUCCAUCCUGGCGAAACAGCAGAAGAAAUUUGGAGAAGAGAUUGCAAGGUUACAGCAUGCAGCAGAAUUGAUUAAAACCGUGGCAUCUCGCUAUGAUGAAUAUGUCAAUGUGAAGGAUUUUUCUGACAAAAUCAACCGUGCCCUUACUGCAGCAAAGAAGGAUAAUGACUUCAUUUAUCAUGAUCGAGUUCCAGACCUUAAAGAUCUAGACCCUAUUGGCAAAGCCACUCUUGUGAAAUCUACCCCAGUCAAUGUACCCAUCAGCCAGAAAUUCACAGAUCUGUUUGAGAAGAUGGUUCCUGUGUCAGUGCAGCAGUCUUUGGCAGCUUAUAAUCAGAGGAAAGCUGAUUUAGUUAACAGAUCAAUUGCUCAAAUGAGAGAAGCCACCACUUUGGCAAAUGGGGUGUUAGCUUCCCUUAAUCUUCCAGCAGCAAUUGAAGAUAUAUCUGGAGAUACUGUACCUCAGUCUAUAUUGACUAAGUCCACAUCUGUGAUUGAGCAGGGAGGCAUCCAGACUGUUGAUCAGUUGAUCAAAGAACUACCCGAACUUCUACAAAGAAAUAGAGAAAUCCUAGAUGAGUCGUUAAGAUUGUUGGAUGAAGAAGAAGCAACUGACAGUGAUUUAAGAGCAAAAUUCAAGGAACGCUGGCAGAGAACACCAUCCAAUGACCUCUAUAAGCCUUUAAGAGCAGAGGGAAGCAACUUCAGAACCGUUUUGGACAAAGCAGUGCAGGCAGAUGGGCAGGUGAAAGAACGUUACCAGGCUCACCGGGACACCAUCGCACUUCUGUGUAAGCCCGAGCCCGAGCUGAACGCUGCCAUCCCUUCUGCUAACCCGGCAAAGACCAUGCAGGGCAGCGAGGUUGUAAAUGUCUUAAAAUCCUUAUUGACAAAUCUUGAUGAAGUAAAGAAGGAAAGAGAGGGGCUGGAGAAUGACCUGAAAUCAGUGAAUUUUGACAUGACAAGCAAAUUUUUGACUGCUCUGGCUCAAGAUGGUGUGAUAAAUGAAGAAGCUAUUUCUGUAACUGAACUGGAUCGAAUCUAUGGAGGUCUUACCACUAAAGUCCAAGAAUCUCUAAAGAAACAGGAAGGGCUCCUUAAAAAUAUUCAGGUCUCACACCAGGAAUUUUCGAAAAUGAAACAAUCUAAUAAUGAAGCUAACUUAAGAGAAGAAGUUUUGAAGAAUUUAGCUACUGCGUAUGACAACUUUGUUGAACUUGUAGCUAAUUUGAAGGAGGGCACAAAGUUUUACAAUGAGCUGACUGAAAUACUCGUCAGGUUCCAAAACAAAUGCAGCGAUAUAGUGUUUGCACGGAAGACAGAAAGAGAUGAACUCUUAAAGGACUUGCAACAAAGCAUUGCCAGAGAACCUAGUGCUCCUUCAAUUCCUACACCUGCAUAUCAGUCCUCUCCAGCAGGGGGACAUGCUCCCACUCCUCCAACUCCAGCGCCAAGAACCAUGCCGCCUACUAAGCCCCAGCCCCCAGCCCGGCCUCCACCUCCUGUGCUUCCAGCAAAUCGAACUCCUGCUCCAGCUCCAGCUCCAGCUCCAGCUCCAGUGGGCACCGGGACCACUGCACCAGCUCCAUCACAGACUCCUGGUUCAGCUCCCCCUCCACAGGCCCAGGGACCCCCAUACCCCACCUAUCCAGGGUAUCCCGGGUAUUGCCAAAUGCCCAUGCCCAUGGGCUAUAAUCCUUACGCAUACGGCCAGUAUAAUAUGCCGUAUCCACCCGUGUAUCACCAGACCCCUGGACAGGCUCCGUACCCGGGACCCCAGCAGCCUUCAUACCCCUUCCCUCAGCCCCCACAGCAGUCUUACUAUCCACAGCAGUAAUAUGUCAGCUCAGAAGCUCAGCUGGUUCUGUUCAAAGGGAAAGAAAUACCAACCCUGCAAUAAGUAUACUAAACUCUACGCUCUGGUUAAUAUAACGUACUCUACUGUACUGAAUGCAGUGUGUAAUUGCUGUCUGCGGCUAAAAGCUGUGCCCAGUUCCACAUUUGAUUGCACAUUGAGAUUUGCUGCUGUUGCAGUACAAACACUAGGUACAAUAGGAUUUGAAAUAAAUCACAUUACAAUUCAUGAAAGUUGAAAAUGAGAAGUUAAACCCACAAGUGAAAUGUUUGAAAUGAUUGUACUUAUGUCUACAUAAGACGUGAUUGGAACAUCAGAUACUUAUUACAAUGACGGUUUAAGUACUGGUAUUUGAGAAAACUAAGUUUUCUUUCUCUUUUGGUUUAUUGAUUUGGUUUAAUUUUCAUUAUGCUAUUUUGCAUAAUCAAAACACUGUAAAUCUUAUAAUUUAAAAAUAAAUUCCUUAAGAACAA